Messenger RNA from Blastomyces gilchristii SLH14081, 913 nucleotides. RefSeq lists its product as uncharacterized. The record is from RefSeq and is a predicted model, not a curated record. The transcript is spliced from 2 exons. Bases 1 to 708 code for a protein of 235 amino acids. Lineage: Eukaryota; Fungi; Ascomycota; Eurotiomycetes; Onygenales; Ajellomycetaceae.
AUGCGAUGCACAGAUAUUCAUGUUGAGAUUCCUUCCCUGCCAGAUGUUCUCCGGGAGAGGGAGGGUCGAGGUGACAGAAGCAAUCCCAGCAACCUCAGUGACAACAGUGACUUCAAUAACUCCGGCAACUGCAGCAGCGGCAGUGAUGAUGAGGUGUAUCAGGAAAGUGAUGAUUAUGACCAUGUCACUAGGCAGCCGCGCAAGCGGCGAAAACUCUGGACAUGGCAGUCAUCCAGGUCUGUUGUCACUUCUGACACUUGCACAGGAGAUCCCUCUCCGACUGCUGUGGUAAACAAUAAGCCAGGGAAAUGGAAUCCGACAAUGAAGUAUGAUAAAAACCCAGUCAGUGAUUCCUCCAGUGUGUCCACUGUCCCACUAGAUGAUGCAGUGAUGAAUCAAUCAGGCGACAGCAUACCGGUCUCCGGUUUUCUUUCAAGCUAUGUGGCUGGGUCCAAAGUGUGCUACACUAUAACAUUCUGUCACAAGGAGACCGGCCGGCUCCUGUCAGCAAAUGCAAACAAGGACGACGCGCUGCUGAAAGAACUCAAGGAGGGAGGUGAGCCAUGGGAUGAGAUCACCAAGCACUUCCCAGGCAGAUCCAAGGCGACUCUGCAGGUGCAGUACUCCACCAAGCUGAAGCUUCGCACCCCGCUGCCAACUCGCAAGUUGAAGUCAAAGUUGAGGCUGAGAAAACAUGGAUGCCUUUGAGCGAGAAUAUCCCAACAGCUGCUACAAAGAAACUGCCACAGCGAUGCACGUACCCUCUACUUACAGAAAUCUCCAUUUACCAUGAAUGAAGUGACCACUUCUGGCGUGUCCCACGCCAAUGUCUCUCCAUGGAGUAGGGAGUAGUGGUGGCUGGUUGAAAAGGUACGGAGUAGUGGAUCCCGGGAUCCGCGCGCGAGGGGACAAG